UGUGUUUGUUGUUUUUGUUGCCCUCGGCGUUUUUGUAUGUAAUUGCAAGUGUCCCAUUUUGCAAUUACAUUUAUAUGUGUAGUUUUUUCGUCUGAUAAGAUUAAUGUGCCACCCCGAAAAGAAGAAAAUCUCGAAAGGACUAGCUCCAAAAUAAAAUGCAUCAACAACAACAACCCCGUGUGUGUGCAAGUGUGUGCGUGUAGCCUUGAUGCAGUGCCCACGUUGAAAAAAAAAAUUAUGCUGCAAAGAGCGUAAAAAAAUGCGAUUUUCUGUAUUCUCCAAUACGUGUUUUUGCAUAUGUACUCGUGUGUGCUCCAUUGUUUGGCAGCGGUAUUCUUAACCUAUUCCAACGGUUCGAUUUGGAAACAAUUUCCAAUUUCCUGUCGCCAUCGCUCUACGGCUCUUCUUCUUUCUCCGUUGGCUUUAACCCAUUGCUGGCCGCAUCGAGUGGAUUUUCCUACGCGGCAUUUGUUAGGGUUGAUUUUUCACCACGUGGUGAGCGGAUAGACACGAGAUAAUCGUGAAUCGCAGUCAGAAAUCAAGAAGAACGGGCAAAUCUACAGGGCAGAGCGGAGAAUUCGUCGGGAGACCAUGAUGGAUGCACAGAACAUCCACAUACAAAAUGGUGGCAGCUGCGAGGUGGUUCAAUCCAACGGGGUGACCACCAAUGGACACCACCACCACCACGGCAGCAGCAGCGGAAGUGGCAGCGGGAGCAGCAAGCAUAAAUCCUCCAGCAAGGACAAGCACCGUGAUAAGGACAGGGAGCACAAGAGCUCCGGAUCCUCCAGCUCGUCGAAGGAUCACAAGAGCAGCAGCCGCGACAAGGACCGGCACAAGAGCAGCAGCUCGUCGUCGAAGCACCGGGACAAGGAUAAGGAACGCGACGGCAGCAGCAACUCACAUCGCAGCAGCUCCUCGUCCAGUCACAGGGACAAGGAUGGGAGCAGCAGCAAGCACAAGUCCUCGUCUUCGUCAUCGUCCGGCCACCACAAGAGCUCCUCGAAGGACAAGGAGCGUCGGGAUAAGGACAAGGACCGCAGCAGCAGCUCUUCCAGCCGGCACAAGUCCUCCUCGUCGUCUAGCUCCCGUGAUAAGGAGCGUAGCAGCAGUCACAAGAGCUCAUCGUCAUCAUCAUCCUCGUCGAAGAGCAAACAUUCCAGUUCGCGGCACGGCAGCUCGUCCUCCUCGUCAAAGGACCCGCCAUCGUACGAUGGAGUGUUUGUCAAGCCGGAGCCCGUUUCCCAGCCCAUGUUGCACUCGGGACAAGUCGAUCCCUUCCAGAUGCAACAGCUAGGCGGAUAUGAAGCCACGUCUGCCCUCAAUUGCAAUGGCAAUGGCAACGAUGGCGGAAUGAACUACAAGAACGGCUACGAGGAAUCGAUUGUGGACAUCAAGAAGGAGGACGAGAGCUUUAACAAUCUGUCGCAGGCCAGCUCCUGUGAUUACUCCAUGUCGCAGUUUCGCGCCGAUGAGCCUCCGUUCGAGGUGAAGCACAGCCAGAGCUACGCCGAGGAGGAUAGCCAGAUGAACGAAACCUACCAGGAUGACGAUCGCGAGGAGUUGGACGACGACGAGGAGGACGUGCCGCUGGCCAUGCGCAAGCGGAAGCAGGAGGCACCCGAUCAGGCUGACGGCGGCAUGGAUGACGAUGACGACGACAUUCCGCUGCUGGCGCGCAAGAAGGUCAAGAAGGAGCCCAAGGAGAAGACCAAGAAGAAGCGGGUCAAGGAGGAGCCCGACGACGAGUACGGCAUCGCCAAGCCCAAGAAGAAGAAGAUCAAGAAGGAGUCGGAGAUCAAGACCGAGGUCGCUGUAUCCCCCACCAAACGUGCGAAGGUCAAGGAAGAGGAGGAGGAGGUUUGGAGAUGGUGGGAAGAGGAAAAGCGCGAGGAUGGCGUCAAAUGGUCAACGCUGGAGCACAAGGGUCCUGUAUUCGCGCCUCCCUACGAACGGGUGCCCCGCAACGUGCGGUUCUACUACGAUGGCAAGCCCCUCGAACUGUCCGAGGAAACGGAGGAGGCGGCCACCUUCUAUGCAAAGAUGCUGAAUCAUGACUACUGUACCAAGGACGUGUUCAAUAACAAUUUCUUCAAGGACUUCCGCAAGUCGAUGACCUCGAAGGAGAAGGAGAUUAUCAAGGAUUUCAACAAGUGCAACUUCCAGGAGAUGUUCAACUUCUUCCAGGCGGAAUCCGAGAAGCGCAAAGCGGCCAGCAAGGAGGAGAAGUUGAUCAAGAAGAACGAGAACGAGGCGCUGAUGAAGGAGUACGGAUUCUGUAUGAUCGACGGGCACAAGGAGAAGAUCGGCAACUUCCGCCUGGAGCCGCCGGGUCUGUUUCGCGGUCGCGGCGAGCAUCCCAAAAUGGGCAUGAUCAAGCGGCGCAUCCAGGCCAGCGAUGUGUCCAUCAACUGUGGCAAGGAGUCGAAGGUGCCGGCACCACCGCCCGGUUCGCGCUGGAAGGAGGUGCGGCACGACAACACGGUCACCUGGCUGGCCUCCUGGAUCGAGAACGUACAGGGACAGGUCAAGUACAUCAUGCUGAAUCCCUCCUCGAAACUCAAGGGCGAGAAGGAUCACAUCAAGUACGAGACAGCUCGUCGCCUGGACAAGGUGAUCGAGAAGAUUCGGGCCACCUACCGCGACGAGUGGAAAUCGAAGGAGAUGCGGGUGCGCCAGCGAGCGGUGGCCCUCUACUUCAUCGACAAACUGGCGCUGAGAGCGGGCAACGAAAAGGAUGAGGAUCAGGCCGAUACCGUGGGCUGUUGCUCACUGCGUGUCGAGCACAUCCAACUGCACAAGGAGUUGAAUGGCAAGGAGAACGUGGUGGUGUUCGACUUCCCCGGUAAGGAUUCCAUUCGCUACUACAACGAGGUCGAGGUGGAGAAGCGCGUCUUCAAGAACCUCGAGCUGUUUAUGGAGCACAAGAAGGAGGGCGACGACCUCUUCGAUCGACUCAACACGCAGGUGCUCAACGAGCAUCUCAAGGAGCUAAUGGAUGGACUCACGGCCAAGGUGUUCCGUACGUACAACGCUUCGAAAACACUGCAAGACCAGCUGGAACUGAACACCGAUCCGAAUGCGACGGUGCCGGAAAAGCUGUUGGCCUACAAUCGCGCCAAUCGUGCCGUGGCCAUCCUCUGUAACCAUCAGCGUUCCGUUCCCAAGGGCCACGAGAAAUCGAUGGAGAACCUGAAGGAGAAGAUCAAGGCCAAGCGCGAUGCCAUCGACGAUUGCGAGGCCGAAUAUCAUGACUUGAAAAAGGCUGCCAAACGUGGCUCUGUUAAGGAGAAGGUCAAUGCCGACAAGAAGGGCAAACAGUUGGAGCGCCUGAAGGACCAGCUGAAGAAACUAGAAUUACAAGAGACUGAUAGAGACGAGAAUAAGACCAUUGCCCUGGGCACAUCUAAGCUAAACUAUCUCGAUCCACGCAUAUCGGUGGCUUGGUGUAAAAAGAACGGAGUGCCGAUCGAGAAGAUAUUUAACAAAACGCAAAGAACCAAAUUUCUGUGGGCUGUGCAUAUGGCCGAUGAGAAUUAUCGUUUUUAAAUGUGUUCGUCUCAAGGGCACGCCUACAUAAUCACGCCCCCGACUCACACAUAAAGAAAAGCAUAGACGGCGCAGGUUAAUUUAAGAAAGCCAAACCCACCACAAGGACGGUUGAGAUUCAGGUCAACCCCAUCCUUUGCCCGAGAGUUUAUGCAAUGAAUAAUGCAUAUGUCCAGCUCUCGGCAAAGGCGUUUCGGGAUUAUCCUCGGAAGAGAGCGAGACGGAUGAUCCGAAGCGCGGGGACCUGAUUUCCUGCGUCUGUUUUGUCUGCUUUUAAUCGUAUAAUUGUUUCACGUGCGCACUACGCUGAAGUCUAACUUGCGAAAUGCGCUAACCGAACAUACACGCCCUCAAACUUCUAUAUAUAAUUAUAUAUAUUAAACCCAAUAUAUAUAUUAUAUACAAAUUAUCCAUAAACACCAAGAGAAGGAAGGAAACCUGUGCAAAAUGCCGCCGCCAACUAAAAACAAAAUAAGAACAUACUUUUAUAUGUUACCAUACAACUUUUUUUUUGUCAGAUAGGACUUCUCUUACAUAUAUUUUUAAUUAUAUAUAUAUAUUAAUUAUUAAACAAAAGAAAAACUUAAACAAAACAGAAUGCAAGCAGACAAACUCUUGGUUUGUAUAAUUACAAUUUUUUUUAUGUUUACCUAUAGUUGAUUUUUGUUUAGCGAAAAAUGUCUUUCACUAUUAAUAUUAUUAAUUGUACGAUUACUACAAUAACGUAUUUAAGUGCUAAUUGAACAGAGAAACCUUGUAGCCCAACUUUUAGCAUAGCAUAAUUUAUUCAAUUCAACUCUGAUCCAGCGCAAUUUACCACCAGCCCCGAAGCGAAGAACAGAACAUGUCGAGGUGGUUUUGUUUUGUACCUUAUGAUUUUAGUUUAAAUUAAAAAUAUACACAACUGCUAAAUUUA
Drosophila ficusphila is the source of this 4465-nucleotide messenger RNA. RefSeq names its product DNA topoisomerase 1 (gene Top1). The transcript is spliced from 8 exons. NCBI's taxonomy places the organism in Eukaryota, Metazoa, Arthropoda, Insecta, Diptera, Drosophilidae. The record is from RefSeq and is a predicted model, not a curated record. Gene Ontology annotation, biological process: DNA topological change; chromosome segregation; DNA replication. Gene Ontology annotation, molecular function: DNA topoisomerase type I (single strand cut, ATP-independent) activity; DNA binding. Gene Ontology annotation, cellular component: nucleolus; chromosome. Bases 592 to 3549 code for a protein of 985 amino acids.